Penaeus monodon (black tiger shrimp) is the source of this 493-nucleotide messenger RNA. Its product is annotated as pro-resilin-like. Lineage: Eukaryota; Metazoa; Arthropoda; Malacostraca; Decapoda; Penaeidae. The coding region runs from base 43 to 399 and encodes 118 amino acids. Gene Ontology annotation, cellular component: extracellular matrix. The record is from RefSeq and is a predicted model, not a curated record. The transcript has 4 exons.
ACACAAGCCAUCGCCACAAAAUCAGCUGAUCUCGAUUCCAGGAUGAUCUACCAAGUAAUUGUAGUUCUGGUGGCCUUUGCCGUGUCACAGGGCCAACCAAGCAACUAUGGUGGAGGAGGACCUGUUUAUGCCUCUGGCCCUAUCCCCUACAAUUUCAACUACGCCGUGAACGACGCCUACUCGGGAACCAACUUCGGUCAGAACGAGAAGUCCGACGGCAGCAACGUGUGGGGAUCCUACACCGUCGCCCUUCCCGACGGACGCAAGCAACAAGUUGACUACACCGCUGACCACGGCAGGGGAUUCGUGGCCAAGGUCAGCUACUCCGGCAAGGCUCAGCAUCCUCAAGUCUACGGUCCGGCCAUCACCUUCCCACAGAACGGCGGAGGAUAUCACUAAACGCCUUUUGGCAUUUGCCUUUUAAACCACCGCAUUUUUAUAUAUUCGACAACACAAUCUGCAUGCAUACAUGCAGAAAAAAUAAAUGUACAUA